This is a messenger RNA of Cottoperca gobio, 2005 nucleotides long. RefSeq names its product DnaJ heat shock protein family (Hsp40) member B14 (gene dnajb14). Gene Ontology annotation, molecular function: Hsp70 protein binding. The transcript has 8 exons. Gene Ontology annotation, cellular component: endoplasmic reticulum membrane. NCBI's taxonomy places the organism in Eukaryota, Metazoa, Chordata, Actinopteri, Perciformes, Bovichtidae. The coding region runs from base 57 to 1202 and encodes 381 amino acids. Gene Ontology annotation, biological process: cellular response to misfolded protein. The record is from RefSeq and is a predicted model, not a curated record.
UGGGGACCACGUGGUUAGUGAAAUGAUCAGCUGACUCUGUCGGAGGAGGAAGAGGGAUGAAGAUGGAAGGGAACAGAGACGAAGCUGAAAAAUGUAUAAAUAUAGCGACGAAAUCCCUCAACGCUGGAGAUAAAGACAAAGCGUUGAAGUUUCUCAUCAAAGCAGAGAAGCUGUAUCCAACUGACAAAGCCAAAGCUUUGUUGGAUGCGUUAACGAAGAAUGGGAGCUCAGGGGGAAACGGUGCGUAUCGUAGGAGGACAGCGGAAGGCUCAGAAGGUACCGGCGCACAUCCAGAGAGGGAAAGCCAAGGAGGAGGCGACUCUUCUAAAGGCUUCAACAAAGAUCAGGUUGAAGGUGUGCAAAGAAUAAAGCGGUGUAAGGACUACUACGAAGUGCUGGGUGUCAAUAAAGAAGUGAACGAGGAAGAGCUAAAGAAAGCCUACAGGAAACUAGCGCUCAAGUUCCAUCCAGACAAAAACCAUGCACCUGGAGCCACAGAGGCCUUUAAAAAGAUUGGUAAUGCAUAUGCAGUGCUCAGCAACCCAGACAAAAGACGGCAGUACGACCUGACCGGAGGAGAGGAGCCGAGCAGCCCGGGUCACUCGCACGGAGGAGGCGGAGGAGGCUUCGACUUCCACAGGGGCUUCGAGGCCGACAUCACUCCCGAGGACCUCUUCAACAUGUUCUUUGGAGGUGGCUUCCCCUCCUCAAGCGCACACACCUUUACCAACAACAGAACGAGCUACAGCCAGCAGACGGAUUCCCGACAAGAGAGAACAGAAGAAAGGGGAGAUGGUGGCUUCUCAAUGUUUAUCCAGCUGAUGCCCAUCGUGAUCCUGAUUUUAGUGUCAAUACUGAGCCAGAUGAUGGUGUCCCCCCCACCCUACAGCCUCUACUCUCGACCGUCCACGGGUCAGACCAUAAAACGGCAGACGGAAAACCUGCACGUCGACUACUACGUCGCUAGAGAUUUCAAGUCGGAGUUUAGGGGCUCAGCGCUGCACCAGAUUGAGAAAAAUGUGGAGGAGGACUAUGUAUCUAAUGUCAGAAAUAACUGUUGGAAGGAGAGACAGACAAAAACAGACCUGCUGUAUGCUGCUAAGGUUUACAGGGACGACCGAAUGCGCAAGAAGGCAGAACUUAUGACCAUGGAUAACUGCAGGGAGCUGGACAGACUAAAUAACCUAUUCAGAGGAGGAUGAAUUGGACGCUUUUAGAUCAUGUAUAUGAAUAGAUGUGUAUGUUCAUGUUUUUCUAAGGAAGAGUCUUUACACUAGGAGCAAGAACUUACUGAAAUAAUUUAGCUCUAUUGUUGAAGUUUUAAAAUGUCCCUCUCCUCAUAUCCCCCACACCAACUUCCUCACUCCAGUCUGACCCCAGGAACCGCCUUGGUGCAUCUUAAUGAACCAAUCUACACGUGCUGUAGAAAGCUCCAGACCUUUCUUUUUUUUUGUUUAGUUUUUUUUUUUUACUCUGCUUUUCUUGUAUUUUCCUGGAAGCAAGACGGACAAGGACACUUGAUUGUAAAGGCAUGUGCUUCGAGUAGUGAGAACCCAAACAAAUCACUGUCUUGAGAUCAACAAACGGCUUUCGACAUCAUCUGCUUGACAUAAAUAUAAGAUGAGAGACUUUGUAGGUUCGUUUGGGCGGGUGCUGUCCUCCAGCCAAAUCCAUUUCGUGCAGAACACGGGAACAAAAGAAGAAAAGAAAACGCAGCGCUUCUUCUCGCUUCCUACUCGCCUCCAAGUGUGGAUGACGGUCAACGGAUCAUGAAGAGAUACCUGUGAUUUUGCUACUAUAGAAUAUUUUAUGUCGUCAUCUUCAAAAUGAGAAGUUGGUUGGGACUAAACAUGGAAGGACAUUGAAACUGUUCUCAUAAAUGGUUGUACAUUUUCAUUUUUGAAUGUUUGAAGUUUAUGCAGUUAUUUAAGAAACUAUAGAAGAAACAAAGUUUUUCUUCAUUGCUCGCCUAAUCAUUUAAAUAAAGUAAAAUUAUUACCAUAGA